AUAUGUUAAUCCCUGAACAGCAAAGAGAUCGGUCUGAAUAUUAACAUAAUAAACAUUUGAUGAGGGGGGAGGGAGCCCAAAGCCUUCGAAGCCUUGACCUGUAAACAACUACAACACGGACUCAAGUGGAUCAUUGCAGUCUGUCAGAAAAACAGCUGACAUUCGCUACGAUUUGCCACAGUCCUCAAACAAGGUGAACCGACUAAUUUAUUAAAACAAAAUGAAGCGAAACCGACUAUAGAUUGGGUUUGAUAACGCUUAUCACUUAAGAAAACACAGCAUCGCGAAUCGACCUUUCUUAAAGGCAUUCCACGGAUUUUUAAAAGGGACGCGGAGAUUCAGACGCUAAAAAGGAGUUGGGGUUUAAGGGAAAACAAACCCAAGAAAUGUGAAAGAAGUUGUUCAAGCUGAACCGUUCCUGGUGAUGUAAAUCUAUUUAUCAAUUCACACCUCGAGGAUCUUUGCAGGCAACGUCACGUCAGGAUCAAAGAUAACAAUAAUAAUAAACAAAGACUCGUCGCUGGAGUAGGACUUCAAACGGCAUUAAUACAAAGGCGUGCUAAAUGACUGAAAAAUCCAAGCAAACUGACGUAAACAAAACAGCAUUUCUACGUUGUAAUAUUGUGAAUUGGUUUGUUUUGGUCGGUUCUUGAAGGUCAUUGAAGAUGGGAUAUGACAUCGAGCGCUUCGUUGGGGCAGUAAACGAAGGACUUUUAUGCUGUAUCUGCCGAGAUGUCCUGGAAGAGCCCUUAAUGGCGCCGUGCGAGCAUUCUUAUUGCUCCGCUUGCGUUCUCGGCUGGCUAACACACUACAACACUUGCCCGGAAGAUAGGCAGAGUCUCUGGCCGAGCGAUCUAAAACCCAUCUUUCGUUACAUGAAAAACGACCUGGACAGCCUAAAAAUUCACUGCGAUCAUCAAAGUAAAGGCUGCAAGUCGGUAGUAAGGCUGGGGAGUCUGGCGAGGCAUCUAAAAGAGGAGUGCGAUUUUGUGGCUGUCGCAUGCCCUAAUACAGGAUGCAAUGAGAGUUUGAAUCGGUGCGACUUAGACACGCAUCUUAUAAUCUGCGACUUUCAGACAGCCAAGUGUACGCGAGGUUGUGGCCUCCAGGUGAACAUGAAUGAACUCGCGCAGCACAACUGUAUUAACGAGUUACGCGGGUCUAUGGAGAAACAGAAAAGUGAUUUUCAAACGGAGUUGCGUGACAUGAAGAGAGAUAUGGAAGAUAAGUUGGACGCGCAACGAGUUGAGAUGGUUUAUAAGGAAUCUACCCUACAGAAUCAGAUCGAGGAGUUGAAAGUACAAGUAUCGGAGCUAGUCCGAGAGACGAGACUUUUGAAGGCUAGAGAGACCCAGAGAUGGAGCUUGUCAAAGGCGGAGCAAGCUGAGUACCGAGACAUCAUGGAGUGGCUCAAGGGGCUCAAGUACCAAGACGAUAUAACAGAGAAAUACUGUGGCACAUGCAACAAGCGCUUCCUUCACAUUAGGAAGGAGCCGCUGACAAGCUUACGAGAGCAGAUGCAGACAAGCCAUUCUUGCUACAACGAGGAAAACGCCUUCCUUACGAGCCUGCGCUCAGCCAGACAAAAACCCGGAAGCCAGUGUACAAAUCUGGCGUCAAAUUACUCUAGUGCCCAGGGCCUCAUUAGCCUCGCGCUGUCAAACGAGUCGAGCAUGGAUAGAGCGUCAAUAGAGAACUGGAGACGAGCAACGGAUCUCGCUAGUACCAGCUCCCCGUUCUCUAUUCUCAGCCGAGAUGGACCGGGACGGCAGAGUGGUACAGCAAGUUCUCCUAAGUGAAAUCAUGGGAUUCAAGCUUCUUGAUGAAG
Nematostella vectensis (starlet sea anemone) is the source of this 1828-nucleotide messenger RNA. Its product is annotated as E3 ubiquitin-protein ligase NRDP1. Gene Ontology annotation, molecular function: zinc ion binding. Gene Ontology annotation, cellular component: plasma membrane signaling receptor complex. Lineage: Eukaryota; Metazoa; Cnidaria; Anthozoa; Actiniaria; Edwardsiidae. Gene Ontology annotation, biological process: regulation of canonical NF-kappaB signal transduction; protein K63-linked ubiquitination; positive regulation of JNK cascade. The transcript has 4 exons. The record is from RefSeq and is a predicted model, not a curated record. The coding region runs from base 666 to 1799 and encodes 377 amino acids.